UCUCCUUCCCCCCGGCCCCUCAGCCCCAGCCGGCGGUGCCGUUCCUGGUGUGGAGCUGCCCCGCUGAGCCGUGACGGGAGCGCUGCGGGAGGCAGCAGCCCGGGAAGGGGCUCGGGCAGUGGCUCCGGAGCCUCCGUAUCCUCACCAGGACGGCGGGAAGAGCCGGAACGGAAGCUUCCCGGAACCUGCGUGGCUGGCCCGUGCUUCCUGGGGCGGCCGCGCCUCGCCUGUGUUCCGGUUCCGGGUGGCGGCCGCGUCCUGAGCGGGGUCGCGGAGCGGGCAGGUAUGGGACAUGGAAGUGACCACGGCCAUGGCCAUGGCCAUGACAAAGUGGAGCUCCCCGACUACAGGCAGUGGAAGGUGGAGGGAACUCCCCUCGAGGAGGUGCAGAGAAGGCUGGCUAGACGGGGUCUGAGGGAUCCGUGGGCUCGUAAUGAAGUGUGGAGAUACCAUGGUGGCUUUGCAAGACCUAUCACCAUAACAGAAAUCGUUGCCAGGGGACUCAAGUGGGGAGCUGCAGCUUUCAUCAUAGCUCUGGGCAUUGAAUAUACACUGUUUCCUCCAAAGAAGAAUGGAGGCCACCACUGAAGAUGAAAUAUGACACCUUAAUACGUACCAAUCAUAAGCUGAACCAUACAUAAGCCUGCUGCUCAUUCUGUACUUUUAAUGUGCAUAUUAAAGUCUAUCACAGGCAAA
This is a messenger RNA of Catharus ustulatus (Swainson's thrush), 696 nucleotides long. It is a transcript of the gene NDUFB3, whose product is annotated as NADH:ubiquinone oxidoreductase subunit B3. The transcript has 3 exons. The record is from RefSeq and is a predicted model, not a curated record. NCBI's taxonomy places the organism in Eukaryota, Metazoa, Chordata, Aves, Passeriformes, Turdidae. The coding region runs from base 286 to 588 and encodes 100 amino acids. Gene Ontology annotation, cellular component: mitochondrion. Gene Ontology annotation, biological process: electron transport chain; mitochondrial respiratory chain complex I assembly.